AUGACAGUGAAGCCUGUUUUAAUAUGCCAAAGUACUUGUUACAUUGCUGAGGACCAGCUGUUUGAAUGGACAGAAAAGGUGUUUGGCUGCCUUGAGUAUAGAGAGCUCAAUGUGAUGGUGCUUUCAGACAGCCCUGUGGCUGAGUACAAUGCAGACUACCUCUACGGUAGCACCAUCCCCUUCAUACGCUCCCUCAAGAGCAGUGCUUACAAAUGCCAGGCCUUUUGCCCUGCAGUAGGGCAGCCCAGCAUCCUCACUGGACUGCCAGCUGCAGUACUGAGCCACUGCCAAGUCCAUCAGAUUCCAGCUGUUCUGUACCAAUGUUACUCUGAUGUCAUCAGCCCAGACUCAGUCACCAUGGAAACCUACAAACCUGCUCUGACAAGUUUAAGCAAGUUGGUUAAAUUGGAGUCUUGUCCGAGUGCAGACGUCCUCCGAAAGGUUGCUAAAAUCAGCGAGACUCAGAGUAACCUGUAUACUUAAAUGUGGAGGGUUUAUUUUGACUCGAUAGGCUUUGUAUUUGUCUUUUAUUUAACUGCAAAAUAAUAUGCAAUUAAUGUUUCAUUUUCAAUAAAUAAAAACAAAUCACCCCCAUGAUAAUAAUACAUUUCUGAUUGAUCUGAACACUGAAAUUGACUGACAUUUAGGUGUGAAUAGCCAAAUAAAUUCUCCAACACAGUAUAUAAAAUUAUAUUCAGAGUCAAGACCCAGCUCCAUUUGUUCCACAGUCACAAUUUUUGUUCCAAAAGUCCU
This is a messenger RNA of Salvelinus sp. IW2-2015, 753 nucleotides long. The record is from RefSeq and is a predicted model, not a curated record. Lineage: Eukaryota; Metazoa; Chordata; Actinopteri; Salmoniformes; Salmonidae.